UUUGCUUCUGUCUUCUACAUCUUCCUAUCGGACGGAGAAGGAACGCUCUGACAAGCAGAGGGCUAGAGCUUCUUUCCAGAAUACGGAGUCCCAGAACACGAUCGGUACUGGAGGGAGACACAAGUGGACCUGUCAGCCUACAGAAAUCCAGUUGCUCUUUUGGAAUUUUGGGAAACUUCUUCCGUUUUUUAUAAUAGGGAUUAAGUGAAUUUUCAAGGGAACUUAAAGCGUGAAGACGUACGGUAGUAUGGAAACAUCCAGAUGACGGUGAGGUAGCACUGCAGGUGAGACUAUUUACCUUCACGCAAACUUGCCUGUGUGUUCACAUCCGAGUGCCGUUCGUGGGCUUGCUUUGGGCUCGGUCAUACGAGACCCUGAAGAGACUCCAGUUAUCUGCCAACCCUCCCCCUACUCCAGAUUGCUCCUCAUAGCAUUUCUGCCUUUAUUUUCCGUGUCUGGCUAUCUGAUGAAUGGGUGAGCGUUCUAUAUGAGGACCUGCUUUUGAUGAGCGCCCGGAGUCUGAACUUCCUCUUCACCCUAUGAAGGUUGAAUUCUGUGGUGGUUGUUAAGCUGCCUGGGAAGACCACUGAAGAACGCAGUGACGGAACUGUAUCUGCUGGUGUUAAAAAAGAAGAGGGAGUGAUACCGAUAGAGGGGGUGGACAGCUCUGCCUGUGUGAGGAGAUGAAGAAAGCAGGGGCACUGAGCGGAAUGUGAAAGUAUAUUGCUCUGGAUGCUACUUUUGUGUAUUGCUGAAGACAAAGUAAUAGGAAGUCAGUUCGGAAGCAAAAGAAGAAGGACCAGCAAGGAACUUUAAUCAUAACAAAAGCUUUUAAUGAUCUCUGGCAUCUUGGCAUGUGGGACGUUUAAGCCUUAAUGCAGGUGCUGUUAUAUUUAAGAGAACAAAGAAAGAUCUCACUACCACAACUUGGGUUUGAGGUUCCUAACAUUUUCCUAUUAUUUCUGGUGUCUGCCCCAUUUGGGUUUUAAUAUAAGUCAUUGAAGGAGCAAGCGGCUAAUGAAUUUUAUAACAGGACUUCCCUUGGCAUUUUAAGGGAAUAUGGGCUUAUUCAUCUUUGUUACCAUGUAUCCUUACUGAUUCCGAGGAUCUUUACGGAAUGUGGCAUUGCCUGGAUAUGCAGAGCUAAUUUGGAUGUACAGUGUUCUGUGGAAUGGGCUGCAUGAACUUUCCAAAGGCACAUGAGUUUGUGAAUCCCCUGUACUUUGGACUCUACAAACAUACUACAAAAACACUCUUCUUGAUCACAGGUGGCCUUACUCACGCUGGCUUGGUCUGAGUAUACCAUGGUGUCCUAACUGCUAGAGAAAUAACUUUGUGCGCACAGAAGGGGUUUUAGAUGCCCUCUCCACCCUCAUUGUCAAUAAUUAAUCUGGAUGGAAUCUAAAGCUGGUUUGUGGAGAAUAUAGACGGACCUCGCAACGCUUUGGCCAUGACUGGCUGCCACUACCCUGCUCCAGCCGUUGAGCGGGACCGAAUUUAUCAUCAUAAAGUCUCCCUGGUUGUACGCUAUUUUAUGAUCCCUUGUAACAUAUGCCUGAUCCUGCUUGCCACCUCCACGCUCGGAUUUGCCGUCCUUCUUUUCCUCAAUAACUAUAAACCUGGCAGCCAUUUCCCAAGCCCACAACCAACCCUACAAGAUGCGUGCCGAGGAAUGCUCUGCGGUUUUGGAGCUGUGUGCGAGAAGAGCGCCACUGACCCGUCUCAGGCAUCCUGUGUCUGUAAGAAAACGGUGUGCCCGUCUGUGGUUGCCCCGGUGUGUGGAUCAGACUACUCCACCUACAGCAAUGAGUGCGAGCUGGAAAGAGCUCAGUGCAACCAGCAGAGAAGGAUUAAAGUGAUCAGCAAGGGACCUUGUGGCUCCCGGGACCCAUGUUCUGGAAUUACCUGUAGUUAUGGCAGUACCUGCGUACGGUCGGCAGAUGGACAAACGGCAAAAUGUGUCUGCCCAACCACAUGUGCUGGUGUUCCAGAAUCCAUGGUUUGUGGCAGUGACGGCAAAGACUACCGGAAUGAGUGCCACCUCAACAAGCAGGCCUGUGACAAUCAGGAGAACCUCUAUAAGAAGUUUGAUGGCUCCUGCGACCCAUGUAAGAGUGCCCUCAAUGACAUGAACAGAGUAUGCAGAGUGAACCCACGCACCAGACGAGUGGAAAUGCUUGCCCGGCCGGAAAACUGCCCAACGCGAAAAGAGCCCGUGUGUGCGGAUGAUGGGGUGACCUAUGAUAACGAGUGUGUCAUGAGCAGAACCGGAGCCAUCAAUGGAAUAGAACUGCAGAGGGUGCGCUCAGGGCCUUGUCAGGCUCAGGAUAAAUGCAAAGAUGAAUGUAAGAACAAUGCUGUGUGCCUUAACCGGCGCGGAGUCACCCGUUGCACUUGUGACCGCAUCACUUGUGAUGGCACCUACAAGCCUGUCUGUGGCCGGGACAGCCACACUUACUCCAACGACUGCGAGAGGCAAAAGGCCGAAUGCUAUCAGAAAAUGGCUAUUCCAGUGAAACACAAGGGUCCAUGCGAUCUACACGCUCCCAGCCCUUGCCUGGAUGUGAAGUGUGGAUUUGGAGCAACGUGUGUCGUGAAGAACCAGCAAGCCGUGUGCGAAUGCCAGCAGGCGUGCCAGGCUGUGUACGACCCUGUGUGUGGCAGCGACAAGCGCACUUAUGGAAACAUGUGUGAGCUGGAGUCCACAGCCUGCGCACUCAAGAAAGCGAUUACUGUUAAGCACAAGGGGCCCUGCGACCCCUGUGGAAAGUGUCAAUUUGGAGCUAUCUGUGAAGCUGAGACUGGCCGUUGUGUCUGCCCGACGGAAUGUGUCCCCUCAACCCAGCCCGUGUGCGGAACUGAUAAAAAAACAUACAGCAGCGAGUGUGAGCUCCAUGUACGAGCCUGCACUCAACAGACUGACCUACAGGUGGCAGCACAAGGAGACUGCAAAACCUGUGGAAACACCAUCUGUAGCUUUGGCGCCCAGUGUGUGAACAGCCAGUGCGUUUGCCAGCGGUGCGAGCGGCAGCCGUAUCUCCCAGUGUGUGGCAGUGACGGCACCACCUAUGAUAACCAGUGCGAGCUCCAGGCUGCGUCAUGCAAACUCAAGAAGAAGAUAGAAAUGGUCAGGGCAGGAUCUUGUGAAGACGAAUGUGGCUCUGGGACGGAUGGAUCUGGCUCUGGUGAGGACAGUGAAUGUGAACAGGAUCGCUGCCGGCGCUACGGCGGUUCAUGGGAUGAGGAUGCGGAAGAUGAUAGGUGUAUCUGUGAUUUCACCUGCCACGCAGUGUUGCGGAAUUUGGUAUGUGGUUCCGAUGGUGUUACCUAUACAAACGAGUGUGAGCUGAAGAAAACCAGGUGCGAGAGGCGCCAGGAUCUGUUUGUCGCCGGACAAGGCCCAUGCAGAGCUGCAACCACCAGCUCGCCUCCUCUGGUCCCACACUGCAGCCACACGGUGUACGGAUGCUGUCCGGACAAUGUCACUGCAGCGCUCGGCGUUGGUCUGGCCGGAUGCCCAAGCAGCUGUCAGUGUAACCAGCAUGGCUCCUACGGGGGUACCUGUGAUCCCACCACUGGUCAGUGCUCCUGCAAACCUGGCGUCGGAGGCCUGAAGUGUGACCGAUGCGAGCCCGGAUUCUGGAAUUUUAGAGGCAUAGUCACUGAUAAGAAGAGUGGUUGUACCCCGUGUAACUGUGAUCCGGUGGGGGCCGUACGCGAUGACUGUGAGCAGAUGACAGGGCUUUGCUCGUGCAAGGCUGGCAUCUCCGGCUUGAAGUGCACUCAGUGCCCAGAUGGACGAAAGCCUGGCCUGACUGGCUGCGAGAAAGAUCCUUCUGCUCCAAAAUCUUGCAAUGACAUAACAUGCCAGUUUGGGGCAACCUGUGUGGUGGUUGGGGGAUUUGCCCACUGCGAAUGCCCCUCUCCUCUGUGUGCAGAGACUAAUCUCACAAAGGUCUGUGGCUCUGAUGGAGUGACUUAUGGAGACUGGUGCCAGCUGAAAACCAUUGCUUGCCGACAAGGCCGAACCAUUGCUGUGAAGCACACAGGAUCAUGCCAAGAAACUGUCACUCAUGCCAAUCUUCAGACAUUGGCUCCAACUGGGACACCAAGGCCUCCUAUUGGUCGAUCACUCCAAACCCCAGUGACCACCAAAACGCGAUCUUCCAAGAAGGAAAUAGACUCUUUUCCACUGGUGAUGGAAGUUACAACCCCAACUUCAACUCCAACCCAGAGGCCUACCAGUACCGCCAAACCGGCGACCACUACACGCAGAGUCUUUACGUCAGCCAGGCCAGCUGUUACAGUUCCCGUUGUCCGAACCACAGUAGCUCAAACCUUUGAUGAAUCGGGAAGUGGAAGUGGUGAUGAUGACUAUGAAGCUAGUGGCGAUCAAGAAAUGAGUGGAACAGAACCUCAAAAAGGAGCAUUUGAUGAACAACGUGAAGAAGGUGAAGAAGAACUAGACCUUGGGGCUACCCCAGUCAUGGAGAGAGCCAGCUGCUAUAACACACCUCUGGGAUGUUGCUCAGAUGGCAAGACGCCAGCUAUUGAUGCUGAAGGGACCAAUUGCCCAAAAACAAAAAUUUUCCAGGGUGUCCUCAUAGUAGAGGAGCUGGAGGGACAAGAAGUGUUUUAUACACCAGAGAUGUCAGACUACAAGUCUGAGUUGUUUGGGGAAACGGCAAGAAGCAUUGAGAAUGCGCUGGAUAAUCUCCUCCGAAACUCUGACGUGAAGAGGGAUUUCAAGAGUAUUCGUGUACGGGACCUAGGGCCAAGCAAUUCCAUCAGAGCCAUUGUGGAAGCACAUUUCGACCCAGCUACCACCCUGUCUGCCCUGGAUGUGCAGAAAGCGUUGCUGAAGCAGCUCAAGAACACGAAGAAGAAGGCGAUCACAGUGAAGAAGCCUACACAGGACCAUAUCAAAUUCUUGGAUUUUGGUGAGACCCUUGACUGGGUACCUAUCAUGGUUACAACUACCACAACAACUGCUGCAACUACCAGCAUUGUAGCAACUACCAGUACUGUGGCAACAACUUCUCCUCUGGUGGCAACUACCACCACUACGACCACCACACCAUCUCCCAAAAGGACGAUUGCUGUCAAGACGACUUCGGUACCACUGGUCACCACAGCCAGAAUGACGACAAGAAGGCCAGCUACUACCAAGAGACCCACUACCACCUUCCCAGCCACUACCAGACGCAAACCUGCCCGACCUCCCCCAGCCACCAGGAAGCCCCCUCGCCCAUGUGAUUCGCACCCAUGCAUGCAUGGUGGCACCUGUGAGGACGACGGGAAAGAUUUUACCUGCAGUUGCCCCGCUGGAAAAGGAGGAGCAGUUUGUGAGAAGGACGUUAAAUAUUUCAUACCUGGAUUUGGUGGCAAGUCAUAUCUUGCGUUUAAGAUGAUGAAGGCAUACCACACCGUACGCAUUGCCAUGGAGUUCCGCUCCUCCGAGCAGAACGGGCUGCUUUUGUACAAUGGCCAAAUACGUGGAAAGGAUUUUAUCUCUCUGGCAGUCGUGAACGGCUUUGUGGAGCUCAGGUUCAACACUGGAUCAGGCACAGGAAUAAUCACCAGUAAAGUACCAGUUGAGCCUGGCAAAUGGCACCAACUUAUAGUGAAUCGUAACCGUCGCAGUGGUAUGUUGUCUGUGGAUGGAGAAAGUCAUGUGAAUGGUGAAAGCCCAUCUGGCACUGAUGGACUGAACCUUGAUACAGACCUCUUCAUAGGAGGAGCACCCGAGGACCAGAUGGCUGUGGUGUCGGAGAGAACGUCAGUCUCCACUGGUCUUAAGGGCUGCAUCCGUCUGCUGGACGUCAACAACCAAGUGUACAACCUGCAGGAGGAAGGAGCGGAUGUCUUGUACGGCAGUGGUGUUGGCGAGUGCGGGAAUAACCCUUGCCAGCCCAACCCUUGUCACAAUGGUGCUGUUUGCCAAGUAAAGGAGGCUGAAAUGUUCCAUUGCCUGUGCCUCAGUGGAUACAUGGGGCCAACCUGUGCUGAUGAGCGGAAUCCAUGUGACCCGAACCCAUGUCACGUCUCUGCUACCUGCCUUGUCCUUCCAGAGGGAGGCUCCAAGUGUGAGUGUCCAAUGGGCAGAGAAGGAGAAUUCUGUGAAAAAGUAAGCGAUCGGGAUCCGAAUGUUCCUUUCUUACCUCAUUUUAACGGCUACGCCUACUUGGAAAUGAAAGGUCUUCAGACAUAUGUCACUGACAUAAGUGACAAGCUAUCCAUGGAAGUAGUGUUCUUAGCAAGCAGUCCCGGAGGCCUGAUCUUCUACAACGGUCAAAAGACUGACGGAAAAGGCGACUUUGUAUCCUUAUCUCUUCAUGAUGGCCACCUGGAAUACCGUUACGAUUUAGGAAAAGGAGCUGCCGUAAUCAGGAGCAAAGAUGAGGUUCCCUUAAACACCUGGGUCAGUGUCACACUGGAAAGGAGUGGAAGGAAAGGGUUAAUGCGGAUCAAUAACAAGGAACAAGUCACUGGAGAGUCUCCGAAAUCCCGUAAGGCACCGCACACAGCUCUUAAUCUGAAGGAGUCUCUCUUUGUCGGUGGGGCUCCAGAUUUCAACAAAUUGGCAAGAGCUGCCGCUGUUUCCACUGGCUUCAAAGGGGCUAUCCAGAAGAUUACUAUUAAGUCUCUUCCUGUGCUAAGGGAAGACAAUAUCCGCAAUGCUGUUGAGAUUUCCCCCUUCCACGGUCACGCCUGUAGUCAGAAACCGAGUCCUUGCCAGAACAGCGGACUUUGCGUACCCAAGAAAGAGAGCUAUGAGUGCGUCUGCCAGAGAGGCUUUUCAGGAUUGCAGUGUGAGCGAGUAACUAUUGAGAAGUCUGCUGGAGAGUCUGAAGCCGUGUCCUUUGAUGGUAAAACCUACCUGGAGUAUCAUAAUGCUGUGACCAAAAGUGAGAAGGCUCUGUUGUCCAACCAGUUUGAGCUGAGUAUCAAGACUGAAGCCACCCAGGGUCUCAUCCUAUGGAGCGGGAAAGGAACAGAGCGUUCCGACUACAUUGCCCUCGCGGUGGUGGGAGGUUAUAUCCAAAUGAUCUAUGAUCUGGGUUCUAAGCCAGUCAUCCUUCGCUCCACGGUGCCUGUUAACACCAACCAGUGGAUCCGUAUCAAAGCAAUGAGGAACAACAGAGAUGGCAUUCUGCAGGUUGGUAAUGAGGCCCCCGUCUUUGGAUCAUCUCCUCUUGGAGCCAAACAGUUGGAUACAGAUGGAGCCCUCUGGCUGGGUGGAAUCGAGAAACUGAGCGUCUCCUACAAGCUCCCUAAAGCGUAUAGUACAGGAUUCAUUGGGUGCAUUAAGGAUGUCCAUGUUGACCAGCAGGAGCUACACCUCGUGGAAGAUGCAUUGAAUAAUCCUCCUAUAUUAUACUGUACAGCCAAAUAAUAGGGGAACCCACUUCUCUUCCUCCUGCUGACCUACCCUCCCUCCCUCCUCUCCCCGCCCAUUCACUGCUGUAAUUAUUUUCUAUUUUUGUAAACUUAUUGCUUUUUAUAUUUUUGUGUGUGGGGGGAGGACGGAGAAGGCAGUGUCUGUAUCAGUGUAUAUGUGUGUGUGUUCUGAUCACGCAACCAGACCAAAAUCCCAAAAAGGAGGGCGGAUACAAUGUUACUCACUUAGCAGAGAAGUCAGGGUACCAGCCGGUUAUACAGAGUGUAUACAGAGAAAAUCAUAAGGGCCUUAUUGAAUUUAAAUCAGGGAUUACCGGGGGAGAUGAACUCGAUUUUUUUUUUUUAUUGAAGUUCUAAAUUUCUUUAGAAAGGGGGUGUUUGCACCUGUCCCUCUGCCAUCACACCCCCUGGUUGCAUUCUUUAUGCUCAUGUGUGUGAGUGCAUGCGUUUAACCCCCCCUGGACAUUCUGACGUGUGACGUGUUGUGCUUGGGGCUGUGCAUUCUCUAAAAUGUUCCUUUUUGGAUUGAACGGAUGUCCUAGCUGCUGGCUGAUUUGCAUGUUUGCAA
Spea bombifrons (plains spadefoot toad) is the source of this 7969-nucleotide messenger RNA. RefSeq names its product agrin (gene AGRN). Gene Ontology annotation, biological process: G protein-coupled acetylcholine receptor signaling pathway; receptor clustering. The transcript is spliced from 36 exons. Lineage: Eukaryota; Metazoa; Chordata; Amphibia; Anura; Pelobatidae. Gene Ontology annotation, molecular function: laminin binding; calcium ion binding. Bases 1451 to 7396 code for a protein of 1981 amino acids. The record is from RefSeq and is a predicted model, not a curated record. Gene Ontology annotation, cellular component: membrane.